UUUGGUGGUGUGCUGUUACUGAUGGGGUGCUGAACUCUUUUUGACAGGAAGUGGUUUUGCUGUAUUUUUCUCCUUGCCUGCUUUGUGCUUGCCUUAGAUGAAACAAGAUGUGUAGCCUUCAGAAGGGGGCCAUUUCACAUGUCCUGCUUUCUUUUUAAAAAGCUGAAGCUGGAGGUUGUUGGGGGAGAUGAGAAAAAGAGCGCACAGCAGAAUAUCGAUUUAACGUAUUAAUCAUGCAGCAGUUACCAGCUUCUGAAAAGCUACACCCUUCCCACGAAAGCACAGGGGCUGUUCAGAUGAGGAUCAAAAGUCCCACCAGCACCCAUGACCGAUCCAGCCAAAGCAAAUCUAUGAUCUAUUCUGAAAAUCUGAAAGUCGUUGAGUCUCUAUCUCGUCACAGACGGAAUCAUUCCCAACAUAAUAUACCACAUCUUGAUUGCCUUGUUCCAUUGGAAAAACAGAUUAUCAAAGAAGGCUAUCUUCUAAAGGCUAAGAUUGCAGAUGAAGGCAAGAAGCUAAGGAAAAACUGGACUUACUCUCGGAUUGUUCUCACUGGACGGAAAAUGGAAUUCUUUAAGGAAUCGAAACAGCCAGCUGUGCCCAAUCUGAAAAGCCCCAAAUCUGAAUGGCUGGACUUGUGUGGAGCUCAGAUUGAGUGGACCAAGGAAAAAUCUAGCAAAAAGAAUGUCUUCCAGGUCACAACAGUUUCAGGAAAUGAGGUCCUUCUUCAAUCAGAUAUUGACUUCAUCAUAUUUGACUGGUUCCGUGCUAUCAAAAACACAAUUGACAGAUUGCCUAAAGAGAAGAGUUACAUAUCAAAGAACAAUGAGCUCAAAAUUCAGAGAUCUUCUAGUUCUGAAUUACUGAGUGUUCAUGCCAACAGUAAGGAACCAAAAACAGAAAAUAGAAAAUCUUUAAUUUUCAGGCUGAACUAUAGCAAGUCUGAUACAAAUGACACAAGCCAAGUUAAGAGCAGAUUAAAGAAGUUUAUCACUCGAAGACCUUCUCUGAAAACUUUGCAAGAAAAGGGAAUCAUUAAAGAUCAGAUUUUUGGUGCUUACCUACACAAUGUGUGUGAACAUGAUGGCUCUACUGUCCCUCACUUCGUUAAAAUGUGCAUAAAAGCGGUUGAGGAACGAGGUCUGGAUGUUGAUGGAAUAUACAGAGUCAGCGGCAAUCUGGCAACGAUACAGAAGUUACGAUUUGUUGUCAAUCAAGAAGAGAAGCUGAAUUUGGACGACAGCCAGUGGGAGGACAUCCACGUUGUCACCGGAGCACUCAAGAUGUUUUUCAGAGAACUGCCUGAGCCUCUGUUCCCAUACUGCUUCUUUGAACAGUUUGUGGAGUCAAUAAAAAUCCAAGAACAUGAUAGCCAAGUGAAAGCCAUAAAGGACCUUGUACAGAGAUUGCCCAGGCCAAACUAUGACACCAUGAAAAUACUGUUUGCACAUCUGCAAAAGAUAGCAGCCAAGGAGAACAGGAAUCUUAUGUCACCCCAGAGUUUAGGAAUUGUUUUUGGACCAACUCUCCUUCGACCUGAAAAAGAGACAGGAUCUAUGGCAAUCCACAUGCUGUAUCAAAACCAACUGAUUGAGCUGAUGCUAACUGAAUACACCAAGAUCUUCAGUUCUGACUGACAGACUGGGAAUGUUGCUGAAUAUGUUCACAUCUGUCUUGAUACCUAAUAUUUUUACAUUUCUGUAAACAUCUUUUUAAAAUAUUUUUUUUUCUUUCCAGUGACAGAUGCCUCAUUUUGUGAAAACUUAGUGAUGGUUUUGUCUUUACAUUUCCAAACAUUGAAAUAAAAAUAUAUUGUCAA
Thamnophis elegans (Western terrestrial garter snake) is the source of this 1819-nucleotide messenger RNA. It is a transcript of the gene ARHGAP15, whose product is annotated as Rho GTPase activating protein 15. The transcript is spliced from 14 exons. The coding region runs from base 234 to 1637 and encodes 467 amino acids. Gene Ontology annotation, biological process: signal transduction; regulation of GTPase activity. The record is from RefSeq and is a predicted model, not a curated record. Gene Ontology annotation, cellular component: cytoplasm. NCBI's taxonomy places the organism in Eukaryota, Metazoa, Chordata, Lepidosauria, Squamata, Natricidae.